Molecule: messenger RNA, 2952 nt
Organism: Sphenostylis stenocarpa
Lineage: Eukaryota; Viridiplantae; Streptophyta; Magnoliopsida; Fabales; Fabaceae
Source: the annotation of a GenBank genome assembly
AUGAAGAAAGGCAAGGGGAAGAACAGCGGCUUGUUGCCGAAUUCGCUGAGGAUUAUCUCUCAGUGCCUUAAGACUGUGUCAACGAAUGCCACCACCGUUGCUUCCACCGUGCGCUCCGCCGGCGCCUCCGUCGCCGCUUCUAUUUCGUCUUCUUCUGAGGAUCAUAAAGAUCAGGUAACCUGGGCUGGUUUUGAUACACUGGAGCUUGAUCAAUCUAAUUACAAUCACGUUCUUUUACUUGGUUAUCUAAAUGGAUUUCAAGUUCUUGAUGUGGAAGAUGCCUCUGGCUUCAGUGAAUUGGUCUCAAAGCGUGAUGGUCCAGUUUCCUUUCUACAGAUGCAGCCCUUCCCUAUCAAUGGUGAUGGCCAGGAGGGAUUCAGAAAGUCACACCCUUUACUGUUGGUUGUUUCUGGGGAUGAUAGUAGCAACGUAAACCGGAAUAGUACUUGUUUGAGUGGUUUAGGGAGGGAUGAUAAUGUUGAGAUGCUAUCUGGGAACGAUGUCAACACUUCAACAACUGUUCGGUUUUACUCCUUGAAAUCUCACUGUUAUGUUCAUGUUCUGAAGUUCCGUUCUUCAGUGUGUAUGAUCAGAUGCAGUUCAAGGAUAGUAGCAGUUGGUCUUGCCACACAAAUACACUGCUUUGAUCCUGUAACUCUUGAGAAUAAGUUCAGUGUUCUCACUUAUCCUGUUCCUCAGUUAGCUGGACAAGGAACAGCUGGUGUUAAUGUCGGUUAUGGUCCGAUGGCUGUGGCACCAAGGUGGUUGGCAUAUGCUUCUAACAAUCCCCUGCCCUCUAAUUUAGGUUGCUUGAGCCCUCAAAACAUCAGUGCUUCAUCGGGCAUUAGUCCAUCAACUACUCCAAGCAAUGGUAGUUUAGUGGCUCGUUAUGCAAUGGAGUCCAGUAGACAUUUGGCUGCUGGAAUUAUCAAAUACUGUCAAGAGAUGCUUCCUGAUGGCUCCUCUUCACCCAUGCCAUCAAAUUUAGCUGUGAAAGUCAAUAGGGUUACAGGAAUUGAUGCAGAUAAUGUGGGCAUGGUAGUCAUUAGGGAUUUUGUUUCCAGGAUUAUCAUAUCACAAUUCAAAGCUCACACUAGUCCCAUUUCUGCACUAUGUUUUGACCCUAGUGGGACCCUUCUGGUCACUGCAUCUGUCCAUGGGAAUAACAUUAAUAUAUUUCGUAUAAUGCCAUCAUUCACAGGCAAGAGUUCAGGAAUUCCCAGCUCAAAUUGGAACUCAUCUCAUGUGCAUCUUUAUAAACUUCAUCGAGGAAUAACACCAGCUAUGAUUCAAGACAUCUGUUUCAGUAAUUUUAGUCAGUGGAUUGCAAUUGUCUCAUCCAAGGGUACUUGUCAUCUUUUUGUUUUAUCACCCUUUGGGGGUGAUACUGGUUUUCGAAUUAUUAGUUCUGAGGGUGAAGAACCGUCCCUCCUUCCAGUUUUUCCUCUACCUUGGUGGUAUACUCCUGGUUCCAUUUCUUAUCAGCAAUCUUUGCCUCCCCCAUCACCUGUUGUUCUUUCUGCGGCUAGCCGCAUAAAAUAUAGUAGUUUUGGAUGGCUUAAUACUGUUCACAAUCCUGCUGCCAAUGUGACAGGAAAAGUUUUUGUUCCAUCUGGUGCUAUAGCUGCCAUCUUUCAUAAUUCCUUAUCUCACUCACGGCACCUUGUUAACUCAAAGACAAACCCCUUGGAGCAUAUAUUGGUAUAUACACCUUCAGGUCACGUCGUUCAACAUGAACUUCUGCCAUCUGUUGGUUCAGAAACAAGUAAAAGUAGUUUGAGAAACCAGUCAACUUCAGUCCUGCAUAUUCAGGAGGAUGAGUUCAGAGUCAAAGUUGAACCUAUUCAAUGGUGGGAUGUAUGUAGAAGGUCAGAAUGGCCAGAAAGAGGGGAGACUUGCAGCAGUAGCUUUAAUAGACAAGGAGGUACUGAGAGAGUUCAAGAAAAAAUAGGCUAUAGUGACAUCCAUGGAUUGGAUGUUUUGGGUACAAGUGAUGGGGCAGGGGAAAAGAUGGUAAAAUCUUGUAGUGAAACUACGCAGGAGAGGUUUCAUUGCUAUCUGUCUAAUGCGGAGGUGCAAGGGAAUUUUGGAAGGUUACCCAUAUGGCAAAGGUCUAAGAUUUGUUUCAAUUCAAUGAGUUGUGUGGGAGCUAGUUUCAGUGCUACUGGGGAGUAUGAGAUUGAAAAGGUCCCAGCUAAUGAAGUUGAAAUAAAGCUCAAGGAGCUGUUGCCUGUUUUCGACCAUUUUCAUGGCAUCAGAUCAAGCUGGAAUGAAAGAGGCUUUACGGGGGAAAGGUACUUAAGCCCUACAUCUCCUGUUCCCAAUCAAGGUGACUAUAAGGAGACUGCUGAUGUGACAGUUAUUUGUCAUUCCAAACCAGCAUCACUGAGUUCCACUGAAAGCUCUGAUGGAGGUUCAUCAAGAAGAAUUGAAAAUCUGCUUGACUUGGAUCAAGUUGCUUCUAGUUAUCAAACACAUGGUGAGAUAUGCCUGGAAAGAAUGGGGACAAUCAAUGUUGACCCUUCUCUACAAAACCAGAUUGCGAUGGAAAGUCCAUCACGUGUGUUUGGAAACUCAAAACACGUCGAUUUUAGUGCUGACCUUAUUAUUGGCAGUCCUACAUUCCAGAUGAUAAAUAUAACUUCUGAUGGAAGAGAUUCUAUAGGUGUUGGGAUCAAUGAGAACUCGGCAUUGGUCCUAGAACAUACUUCACACGAGACUGAAUUUGUGGAAGUAGCCUCGGCAAAGCCAAAUGAAGGUGUUGGUAUAUCUUUAACAGAUGGCCACUGCAAAACACAGGAACAUGAUGGAAGUGACGUGUUAACUGAAGUUGUAACUGAUGAUGUUGACAGAAGCAGUAGCCACCAUCAACGAGAGCAACUGAACGAGGAUGGGGAGAAUGAUGAAAUGCUUGCUGAUAUAUUUGUCUUUUCCGAAGAAGGUAAAAUAUAA